This is a messenger RNA of Notolabrus celidotus (New Zealand spotty), 1441 nucleotides long. It is a transcript of the gene gdf3, whose product is annotated as growth differentiation factor 3. Bases 93 to 1232 code for a protein of 379 amino acids. NCBI's taxonomy places the organism in Eukaryota, Metazoa, Chordata, Actinopteri, Labriformes, Labridae. Gene Ontology annotation, cellular component: extracellular region. Gene Ontology annotation, molecular function: cytokine activity; growth factor activity. The transcript is spliced from 2 exons. Gene Ontology annotation, biological process: BMP signaling pathway; SMAD protein signal transduction. The record is from RefSeq and is a predicted model, not a curated record.
ACCGGGAGGUCUCACACAUUAAAACAAACGUCUCGCGCGUCUGAGGAGACAUGUUCCAGGUGAGACACCAACAGAGCUGAGUGACAUCAACCAUGAGGCCUAACCCGGCUCCUCUGCUGCUGUUAGCGGCGUGUCUCCCCUUAGUUUAUACCCUCUCCAAUGUGGAGGAGUUAAAGAGCCAGGAGCGGCUGUUCCUCCACUCCCUCGGCCUCUCCGGGCGGCCCCGGCCCGCAGGGAGCCUCCAGGCCCGGCGUCACGUCCCUUCAGCGCUGUGGAAGAUGUUCCGGAGCUCCGAGAACAUCAAGGUCCAGGAGAGUGACCCCUGCACGGUGUCUGAGUACGGAGUCCGCGGUAACAUCAUCCGAUACGUGCAGGACCAAGGCAGGCUGGUGUCUGGAUGGAGCAGCUGUCAGCUCUGUGUGGAGAAGCAGCUCUUCUUCAACAUGUCGGUGCUGCAGCCUGUGGAGCUGCUGUCUCUGGCUCAGCUGGAGAUCAAGUUCCACUGGAAACCUUUCAGCCAUGCAGAGCUGCUGCAGGGGCCCCGGGCCCUCAGCGUGUCUCUGUACAAAGUGAUUCGAGCCACGCUGAGGGGGGCUAACGCUCAGGCAAACCGCAGACUCCUGUUGUCUCAGUCUGUGCAGCUACAGCCCGACCCCGCCUCCAUCACACUGGACCUCACCUCGUUGGGGGAGAGCUGGAGGAAACCGGGACGUAACUAUGGUUUGGUUUUAGAGCUUCUUCCUCUCAGUGCAGAUCCAGAAGAUCUGCUUCCUUUCCGUCCUGGGAACUCCCUCCCUUUAGAACCAACCUUCACCCUCCCACUGAUACAGGCCUCGUUGGUCGCCGUGUCCCUCAACCCCCACCAGUGUCGCUCCCGACAGCGCCGAAGCGCCGUCCAUCUCCCAGUCACUCCCAGCAACGUGUGCAAAGCUCGCCGCCUCUACAUCGACUUCAAGGAUGUGGGCUGGCAGGACUGGAUCAUCGCCCCGCAGGGCUACAUGGCCAACUACUGCCACGGCGAGUGUCCGUUCCCACUCAGCGAGAGUCUGAAUGGCACCAACCACGCCAUCCUGCAGACCUUGGUGCACUCUCUGGACCCGAACAGCACACCUCAGCCCUGCUGCGUCCCCAUCCGGUUGUCCCCCAUCUCUAUGCUCUACUACGACAACAACGACAACGUGGUGCUGAGACACUACCAGGACAUGGUGGUGGACGAGUGCGGCUGUAGAUGAGGUCGACCUUUGACCAUCAAACACUGUUUCUUAUUGUCACCUCACGCUACGAGAUGAUUGGUCAGAUUGGAUUUUUUAAUGUGCAGACUUCAAAGAAUUUUAAAUGUGUGUUUUCUUUAUCUUACAGACAUUAACAUCUUUUAAUCUGGCAGCUAAUGUUUAUAAAAUUUGCAAUAAAGCUUCACUGGAGGACUGAAUCUAAAAGUCAA